ACGGCUAGAAAAUUAAUGGCCAAGUGCUAACUUCAUACUCAAUACUUAUAAUCAUAAGUUUGAUAUUUAAUAAAGAAUAAAUAUUAAAAACUCGUUAAUAAAUACUUAUUUUUAUUAAAUUUUAACAUUUCAUAUUUUACAACAAUGAAGCAAAUAUACCAGUUAAUUGAAAAUUUACCUAAUUUUUAUGAAUCUAAUAAAUGCCAAAAAGUACUAGUUGAAUUCAAUAAUGAAGAAGUACUGUAUAUAAUUGGAACAGUAGAUGUAGCAGUAAUGGAAGGCUCAAUUGAAGUGUGGGGCUACCGAAUGACCCCUGAUACUCCAUCUACCACCUUGUAUUCAUCUGGUUUGUUCGGCUUGAUUUCAAUUACAUCAUCAAAUAAACAAAAAGCUGUAGUAUUACUAGAAAAUAGUAAAUUAAGUUGUAAAUGGAGGACAUUCAUGAAUACAUAUGUGCCUAGUUUUAGUGUGUUUGAACCGAAGGGUACAAGGUUAACACCACCGAAACCUAUUGUAGAUCUUGAAGAACAGCUAGGUUGCCAAUUUGAUUUAAGCAAACUACCUAUUUCAAACCGAAGACUUAUCAUUGAUGAACAAUGGAAAGGUUUUGGAGAUGAACUUCUGAGUCGCCCCGUUGACCAACCAAUGAAAAUAUUAUUUGCCGGUUAUCAAAAUGCUGGAAAAUCUACAAUGAUGUGUUAUUUUAUUAAUAAAUGCUUACAAAAAUGGAAUCGAAUAUUAGUAAUCGAUUUUGACAUCGGUCAGAGUGAGUUCUUUGUUCCUAAAUGCAUUUCUGCUUUCAUUAUUGACUCACCACUACUUGGCCCUAAUUUCACACAUUUGAUACAGCCUUACAAAUCAUAUUUUUUUGGAAACACUGAUGUUAAGAGUAACGUUAAGUUAUAUUUGGAUAUUGUCAAAGUAUUAACUAAUGAUAUUACAAAUGAUACUAAUUUGAACAAACUACCUUGUUUUAUUAAUACCAUGGGAUUCGUAAAAGAUGAGGGGCUUCGUAUAUUGCACAAUCUCAUUUAUGUCACAAGCCCAACAGAUAUAGUUCAACUCAAAUUCAAUGAAAUACAAGACUUAAAUUUACAUUCAGAUGUAGUUAAUGACAAUAUAGGUGCAUCGCUAUCGUACAACUUAUGGUACUUCACCUCAUUAGUCAAAAACAAAUUGGCUAAAGCUCCAUUUUUAAAAGACUGUGACAAAUUAAAUAAGCAGUAUUUAGUAACAGCAUCAUAUUUCAGCAAGUGUUUACAAAACACUGAUGUAUAUUUUAGUGAUGUUACUCCAUACAGAGUAAACAUAUGCAGUAUUGUUAUCAAUAUUACUGAUAUUGAUGAGCUAACUCAAGAAGAAUUGUUAGACAUAAUAAGUGCAAACGUAAUUGCCUUAUGUGUUUCUAAUAGCGAAAAACCUUGUGAAUGUGUUGGAUUCGGGUUUGUACGCAAUGUAAAUAAAGUGACGGGAGAUUUAUACAUCAACACUCCAGUAAUACCAUAUAUUUUAAAACAAGUCAAUCAAAUACAACUAGGAAAAUUAACCUUACCUACCACAUUCUAUACUAAAGGAAUACAAAUUUUUAGGUAUGUUAGUUUAAAAAAGGAUAAUGUUUUUAAUGAAAUUGUAAAAAGACAGCAUAAAGUAAUGUUAUGAGUUUUGUAUUUGUAC
This is a messenger RNA of Adelges cooleyi (spruce gall adelgid), 1674 nucleotides long. Its product is annotated as polynucleotide 5'-hydroxyl-kinase nol9. The record is from RefSeq and is a predicted model, not a curated record. NCBI's taxonomy places the organism in Eukaryota, Metazoa, Arthropoda, Insecta, Hemiptera, Adelgidae. Gene Ontology annotation, cellular component: nucleus. Bases 145 to 1659 code for a protein of 504 amino acids. Gene Ontology annotation, biological process: cleavage in ITS2 between 5.8S rRNA and LSU-rRNA of tricistronic rRNA transcript (SSU-rRNA, 5.8S rRNA, LSU-rRNA). The transcript is spliced from 8 exons. Gene Ontology annotation, molecular function: polynucleotide 5'-hydroxyl-kinase activity.